Molecule: messenger RNA, 2116 nt
Organism: Bombyx mori (domestic silkworm)
Lineage: Eukaryota; Metazoa; Arthropoda; Insecta; Lepidoptera; Bombycidae
Gene: Csas
Product: N-acylneuraminate cytidylyltransferase A
Exons: 8
Coding region: 732-1391 (219 amino acids)
Molecular function (GO): N-acylneuraminate cytidylyltransferase activity
Source: RefSeq, a predicted model, not a curated record
CUUCUUUUUUUUCAGAGAAAAUUGUUGCCAGGAUAUUUUUUGCUAGAUAAUGAUACCAAACUUUGUUAAUUACUACUACCAAAAGAAAUUGGUACUUAACUGUUUUAAUUAAAAAUACUAAUGAAGAAGAUGGAGUAUGUUUGGUGCAUCCGGUACAUUUAAUUUCCGGAACGAAUUAAUCUAAAGUUCCGGUUUCAAGCGUGGCAUAGCUAUUGUACAAAACAAAUGAAUCUCCCAUCUCAAGUAUCAAGAUUAUUCUGGUAGUCGCCGUACGGUGUCUAAUGCAUCAACAACUUAAUAAAGGUACUGGUGUUAAGGCAUGUUGCAAGCAUCUUCUUUCUUUUACCUACAGUACGGCUGAUGCAAAAGGGGAUAGACGUGAUACUAAUUUGAUUAAUAGUUUGAUCGCAAAUGGGGUCCGUGUGUUGUGAUGACUGCUUAACAAACCUCCGACAUAGGCCGGAUAAGCUGCCUAUUUAAGGCAGAAACAAUAAUUCUAUCUGCUAUUGGCUUAGAUGAGUGAAAGAAUUCACGGUCAAUCUGGGGUAAAGUGAUUACUAAAGCCGAGUUGAUUCCUGGAACGAGAGCAGAGCAGAGUGAAUAUCGUCAAUUACCGUGAAACAUGAGCCCUCAAAUUUGUGCAGUAAUAGCUGUAACUCUUUCGAUUGCUCAAUCCGGCGCUCAGUAAAGAGGAAACAUCAAUAAAGUGUUCCAGAGACUUCCACGAAACUAUGUUGUGUUCAGUGCUCGUUUUUUUAAGCCUAUCAAUUUUAUCUACAAAAAGUCAAGAUAUCGGCGUGCUCAUACUAGCUCGAGGGGGCUCGAAAGGGAUUCCCUUGAAAAAUCUACAAACAGUUGGUGGAAUAAGUCUUUUGUGUCGCGCAAUUAUCACAGCCAGAAGAUCUGAUUUGAAACAAGUGGUUGUGUCCACGGAUCAUCCAUUAAUUGCUUUGGAGGCAGUGACUUGUGGUGCUACUCCUUUUAAACGUAGUAAAGUAACGGCCACUGACUGGGCUCCGUCCAUUUGGGGAGUUCAAGAAUAUUUGUGGUCUAAUAGUGAAAUAAAUACAUUAGUUUUGAUUCAAGCCACGUCACCGCUUACGAAACCUUCACAGUUAAGGCUUGCUUUAAAUAAACUAAAUAUACCAAAACCGGUCGAUUGUGUCUUUUCAGUAGCUAGAAGCUAUAGUUUACGCUGGCGUUACGAAAAUGGGAAUGUAUUUCCCUUGAAUUUUCAUGUUUUCAAUCGGCCUAGGCGUCAGGAUUGGAAAGGAGAAUUAAUAGAAACAGGUGCAUUUUAUGUUUCCAGAAGAACGAUAUUGGAAAAAGGCUUAUUUCAAAAUAAUAAGUUAGGUGAAAGAUUUUUAUGUAUUUUAAGGAUAACGUGGUAAAAUUAAAAAAAAACUUUAUGCUAGUAGCAAUUGCAAGUUCCGUAGUUUAAUAUUGCUAAUUAUUAACAAAGUUACAUAAGAUGGAAGGUAUUGAUGAUAUAGAGCACAUAGCUUCGGACCAUGAUCAACUAAUUAGUGUGAUUUCCAAAUUAGAUAAAACUCAGCAUAUAAUAGAGCCCACACGCAACGAGCCCACAAACAUCAAUUCAGAAUUUAAUUUGAUAAAAAAAUCGAAUAAGUCAAUUUUGAAAAAUGUUUCUAACAUUUUGAGUGAUACUGCUUCACAUGUAGAGAUUACGAAAAAAUUGCUGAAAAGCCAGGAAGAGUCCAAGGUCUUAAGUAAACCAUUAGAAAAACCACAGGUUGAGCGUAUAAAGCGAGCGACAGGAUAUUUAGAAACAAAAAAGAAAGUUGGUCGGUGGGACCCCAUUGUUGCUCGCAGUCGAACAGUGGACCAGGUUUUCUUUCCUUUGAAAAAAGCAGAAAAUAGAUUGCAGCCAACGCAAGCCUUCAUUUCAAAAUUAAAAACUAAAUCUGAACUAGAACGCGAAUUGGAGGCAGUAGAUCCACCAGAUAUUGUUCAGGAAGACGAUGAGGAAGAACAGGUGUACCCAAUGUCGUAUGAAGAAAUGGUUGAACACAGGCAACAUUUGGCAAAAAUACGAGCUCAAGAAUCAUAUAGAGCUGCAAAAGCUAAACGCCAAAGUAAAAUCAAGAGCAAGAAA